AGCUGCUGUUCGCUUUGUUUUGUUUUGGUACAGGGAGUUGGAGGAGCAGAGGAAGGCCGACAGAAGAGGUCUAGCUGGUGGAAGACCUGCUCUCUAAAUGGGGAGAGCUAAAUCGGGGAUGGAAGAUGACGAACCGAUAGCUGACGCCCGGGAGAUGCCAAUCUUUAUGAGCAAUUUGGAAGAGGGAAGGGAGAAAUCGUCCCACAACCGUCCAACGGGAACUUCCAUCACAGAAGGUGAAGCUCACCUGCAGUUUGUGGACCUGAACCGACCUGUCAUCCGGUCCAACUCCCGGUUGUCCCUCGAUGGUGUCAUCGGGAGGACGGGGAAGAAAAGUGGCGAGAGAGAGAGGGAUGCAGAGGGCAACAACAACAACAACUGCAACAGCGGAGGAGUCGGAGCAGCCAGGAGGAGAAGGGCGAGCGCCGUGGAGGUUCUGAGAAGGAAUUUCGGAGAUAACAAGUCAUCUUCUCUCUGUUUAAGUACAAAAAAUCGGAUGCAGUACGGAGUGGAACAUGGAACAGGCGGAGAAACUAGUAUUAACAUCUCUAAGGGAGUACGUAGAGUACAAAGUGGUGAGCGUCAAAAGUCGGAUGUUGAAACGGGGGAACCUGGUGAUAAAAACGAACCACCCUCUAUUGACUUGACUUCAGAUGUUACAGGAGUUAAACUCUUAACUGUUAGUGAUAAACGCCAUCUUAGAGCUGAGGAUGAAAGCAACACGGUGACUGUAGUUGAGUCCUGUAGUGCCAAAGAGCACGUCUAUUGUACGGUUUACUGCAUUGCCAACGAAUCUCAACGGACAGACGCUGAAAUCACGGACCGUCACGAUGACGCUGCUUUAUCGGGGGAGACAGGAACGGGAUUGGAGGCGGUAAAUGUUGGGGGAAUGGGCAUCGAACAGGCGAUGUACACGCUGGAUGACCUGGUGGACCCAUUUGGAGACAUGUCCCACCGCUUGGAGCGGGUGCAGGCCGGUGCGGAGAAUGGGAUGAAGUGUUGUCGGGUGUGCCUGGAGGAGAAAACCAGCGCACCCCUGCCCUGCUGCGGGAAGGCCGUGUGUGACGAGUGUCUGCAGCUCUACGUCAGCUCCCAGGUGAGAGAGGGAAAAGUUCUCAUCAGCUGUCCAAUCACGGAGUGUGCCGGCAGCCUGGAGGAGGGAUUAAUGAUUUCUCACUUGAGCAAUGAAGAGGUGGCAAAGUACCGCUACUUUUUGGAGCUAAGUCAGCUGGACUCAAGCACGAAGCCCUGUCCCCAGUGCAGCCACUUCACCUCCCUGAAGGCGCACAGCACAAACCGCUCAGAGCACAAGUACAAGAUCCAGUGCAGCAGCUGCCAGUUUGUGUGGUGCUUUAAGUGUCAUGCGCCCUGGCAUGAUGGACUCAAGUGUCGCGACUACAGGAAGGGGGACAAGCUGCUGCGAACUUGGGCGAGUGUCAUUGAGCACGGGCAGAGGAAUGCACAGAAGUGUCCACGUUGCAAGAUCCACAUUCAGCGUACGGAGGGGUGCGAUCACAUGACUUGUGCCCAGUGUAACACCAACUUCUGUUACCGCUGUGGAGAGCGUUACCGCCACCUUAGAUUCUUCGGGGACCACACUUCCAAUCUCAGCGUGUUUGGCUGCAAGUAUCGUUACCUCCCUGAUAAGCCACACCUCAGAAGGCUCAUCAGAGGCUCCGUCUGUGCCACCAAAGUGCUGAUAGCUCCGUUGGUCCUCCUGCUGGUGAUAGUGCUCGGAGCUCUCGCUUUGGUGAUAGGUUUGUUUGUUUUCCCCGUCUACUAUGUUUGCAAAAGGAGGAAGAAACAGCAGCUAACCCGGGGCUCCGGACGGUGGAUCUAACUAUCCGUACACCUAGCCCAAUAAAGGUGACACCCAUCUCCUCAGGGACGGACACGCCAGCCUGAGACCCCAGAAAACUCUUAUUGAGGAGACUUUAUAAAAUAAGCAUUGGCUGUUUGAGUGGUACUUUCUGUUAGCAGAGUGAGGCCUUGAUAAUUGCACAUCAACCCAUCUAGUUUAUUUAAAUUCGCAUGGGACUGCUGUCAAAGCACGGAGGCUGGAUAUCAAGAGAAGAGCAACCCAAACCUAUUCGAAAUGUACUUUGAGGUGACGUCUCUCUCUAACACCAUUGCCACACAGUGAAGAAUGAGUUACGGUCAGAUUAUAGCACACUCUCUGAACAUUUCAUCAGAUUAAUUAUUUCUUUUACCUAAAUUUAAUCCGUAAAAGAAGAAAUCUAAAGCAAAAGAUCCAGUUUUGAGAGCAUUUCAGUUGAAGCUAGAUGGUUGAAGGAAGCUUUAGGAGAGUUGGAUGAACAAACUAUCCAUAAACUCUUCAUGGAAAUAAAUGCCAAACUAAUUCUGGGCUUUUUUUAAAAAAAUGGAAUGCUUUUAAGAUAAGAUGUCUCUACCACCCAGCUUUGGGUAUGAUUUAUUUUCCUGCCUUUCAAAAACAUUAGCCAAAUAUCAUUAGAAGAAAGGUUUUUGUGGUCAAAGAUUGAGCCUUUUGGCCCCAAUAAUAAAAAUUGUCUUUAGAGGAGUAAUUUCCUCCAAGCUGUUAGCAUGAUGGUGGCAGUAUGAUGCUAUGGGGCUGUUUUGCACCUACUGGUGUAGAUUUAAAGAUCCACCAAAAUGUGGGUGAUAUUUGGACAGAGUUGUGUAUUUCAAAGGGAUCAUUAUCUGGGACAAAACCCCAGCAGGACAAUAAAUGUUAGAGUUCUGAGAUGGCUCUGAGCUGCACUCUAUGGUGAGUUUUCACACUGGUAAAAUAAUGAUUCAGAUCUGUUAUUAAAAGCCCAAAAUGAAAAUAGAUAUUUAUGACAGGCAUGACUGUAUGAAAAGGUCUGAGCAGAGCUGUUGGGGAGCACAAGAAAGGAGCCAUGAUAGGGAAAUGAAUCAACCAGAGUUUAAUCUGUUCAAAAGUGGAAAUUUCCCACUGAAAUCUGACUCAAAUACCGAGGAAAAUAUGGUCAAAGAAGUGUUUCAUGAGACGAACCGGGACCUUAAAUAUUUAAAGUUCUGACCGCGACAUCGACGUCCCUCCUGCUGUUUUGUGUCCUGGCUCCCUGUCUUUUCACCCCUGCUAUUCGGCUCCACAUCCAGACCUCAUCUUUGCUCUGCCUGCUUACCCUCUCAUCAAAAGCCAAAAAGAAAAGGUAGCUAUUGCAAAACAAAAUGCUGAAUGUGGAGCAACAUACAGUUGAUCUGGUCGCUUUGUUGUUUUUUAAAAAUCUUUUAGUAUUUAGCAUAAUUGAUGCUCUGAAGUAAUAUUCACACUCCAUGAACCUUUUCACAUUUUGUCAUGCUAAAAAUCCAAAGAUUAGCAAAGGAAACAAUUUAAGGUUAUUUCCCCUCAUCACCCUUACAAUCAGAUUGUAUUGAGAGCGUCUGUAAAAAAGGAUUACCUCAGGUUUGCAUAAAUAGGCUUCAUUUAAAGCCUUCCUUUGUAGCUCUGGCUGAGUCAUUACCCUGCAGGACAGUCGGAUCUCAUUCCUCCCAGGAUUCCACCGUAGCAGCUCCAUCCAUCCUCUCAUCUUGCCUCACCAACCCCCUGUCCCCCGCUAAAGUUUAUCCAAAAGGAUGGCAUGUUCAGGGGGAUAUGCAGUGGUAGUUUUUCUCCAGACAUAUUAUGUAUGUAAGCCAAAGAUUUGCAAUUAUAACAUGACAAAAUGUGAGAAGGUUUGAGAAGUUGUGAACACUUUGGCAGGGUGCAGUAUUCCACCUAGGGAAGAAAACUAAAGAUUGCAUAGUGAGAUUAAAUAUGGUAAAAAAGUACUUUGAAGGAUUAAAGACAAUACUAUUUUUUAUUUAUAUUAUGUAGUCUGGGCAGUGCUUUACCAAUGAGUUCAACAGGGUUUUAUAUAGAUUUGUUAUUCUAGAGGUUAUCAGAUUUUUAUACGUUACAAGAAGUUAUGCAGGAGGACUAUUUCUCUUUAUGAACUUGGGUCAGUUUCCUCAACACUGAGGCAUGAAUGUAAAGCCUGGAGCUCUGCAAAGAAUUUACAUAUAUAUACAUAGUAUAUAAAAGAAUUAAAUUUUAUCAGAUUGAUAUAUGGAUAAUGGCUUAUCAUGCUCCUGGGCUUUAGAUAUGCAAAAACAGAACAUUCAUCAAGUCACUUACACCAACUUACAUUGAUCUGUUGUUUUUUUCUUCUUGCUCUCUUAAAUAGAGUUUUAAAAAAUGCCCUCAUUGAAGCUGGAAAAAGAUGGUUUGAAUUUUGUUUUUUGCAUCUGUAAAUCUGUAAAAGUUGCAGCACUGGACCUUCAUUCAACAAUUAAGGAGAUUUAUCUUUAUGCUUUUCUAAGAUUUCAGCAAUGCAAAAUGUUUUAGUUGAGCUUAAUCCCAGGAAUAUGACCCAUUUUCUACAUCUGAGUGUUAAUAGGUGUCAUAAAAAGUUACACUGUAAUGAGAGAGUUCACUAAAUACACUGAUAUUAUGCAUCCUUUCACACUGCUUUUAGUUGGACCAAGCAGUCCUAUGUAAGUCUGGGUUGAAUCCUCUCAGGAAGUUUGUUUUGUGUUCACUGGACCCAGAGCCCAGCCUGUACAUUGGCCAAAGAAAUUGCUGAACAGUAGAGCAGAUUCGAAAUGCUUCCUGGUAGGCUGCCUCACUAAACAAAUUGAAUUCCAGGAAGCAAAGUGCACAGCUGCUUCAAAAGGAGAUCAGAGGCGUUUUAGUGUUGCCAACCUCGACUCUGUUUCCCAGCCUGACUCAGCUGGAUUAUGAACCCUUUAAAGGGGUCAGAGGGAUGAUAUGCAUGGGUGAAAAGCAGAGUGAUAAAUAUCAGGGCUUGAAAACUGUACGUCUAAGGUUAAAUGAGAAAUGAAAUGCUUUUACGUGUUUUAUUCAUACUGUUCUCCUACUUCUGCACUGUUAAUUAACAGCUGUUUUUUUUCUUUUAAAGUUUUUGUUUAUAAAGAACGUGUGAGUUUAAAUUGCCACAAUUAGACAGAGAUUAUUGUCAUUCCCUACAUUCUUUACGCAAUGUCAGAACAUUUUUUUUUUUUUUACUAUUAUUUUGUGCCAUUUUACCAGAGGGUUUUCAUUUGCAGUGCUUUGCAAAAAUACUCAUUUCAAAAUGUUUCACCCAGCAGACACAAACUACAAUGUGGUCUGUUGGGAAUUCAUAUAAAGACCAACAAAAACUAGCAUGUAAUCUUGAAGUAAUGGGAAAGUUAAAGCGUGGCAUCCAUUUGUAUUUGGCUCCCAUGAGUCAAUUCUUUGUGCAACCAUCUUUCAACAGCUGCAAGUCUUUUGGUUCAUCUUUCUAGCUGCUUGCAUAACUAUACUGAAGAUUUUUGCCCAAUUUGUUUUUGCAAGAUAGGUGAACCUCAGUCUGUGAGGGUUAAAUCUGGCCCAGCAGCAUGAUGCUAACACCACCGUGUUUCAAUGUAGGGACUGUUUGUCCAGGUUGAUGUGCUGUGUUCCUUUUUGGGCAUACAUACAUUUUUUAUUUCUAGUUGAUAACAAUGGCAAAUAAUUGCACGAGGGUUGUUUUACUGUUAUUAGAUCAAAGAGGGUUUAAUACAAAGCAAAACAUGCUUCAGUUUUCUCUUUUGUUGAAUUUGAAUAAUUAUCUUAAUUUCAAAAGUCUUUGUUGGUCUUUUUAGAUAAUGAAAUGCAUAAAUUUAUAUCGUAACACAAACAAAUGUGAAAAACUUUAAUAAGUAUGAAGAUUUUUGCAACUCACUGCAGGUAGGCUUUCUCAUCACUGAAAUUACAACUGUGCUAAUCUAGCCUGUCGCCAGAUAAAGAACUUUAAAUGAACUUGAAUUUUGAAGACAUUAUUUUUCCCUGACUGAAAUUGUAUUUUAUGAUCAAGUUUUUCUUUGUUUUGUUGUUGUUGAUGCAAAUUUAUUAGGGCCAUAUUAGCUGUCAGCUUAGAUGUAAAUAUAUAUUUUCCCAUUAAGACAUGUUGCGUAAAUGGUGCCAUCACCAUGGCUGUAGAUCAGAUUAUAAACUUGUGUUUUUAAAGAGAAUGUAUCACAGUCUGGCCUUAUUAUAUAUUUAUUACAACGGCAAAAUUAAAAUGCAAAUAAUCAUACAUGAAAAUCUUAUAAAACUAAAUGAAGCAAAUGGUAAAUACAUUUCGGAUCUUGUUGCUGACUGUUUACUAAACAAAAGGCAAUAAGUAUAUGUUUGACAUCCCCAAACCACAGCCAGGGUGUAGGCUGCAUCCAAAACCUGCCUGUAAAUUUGCACGUCUAACGGUCACUUUAUUUAUGGCUCAUGCUUUUCUUCACUUGGGGGAAAAAGAAUAAUAAUGUGUUGCACUUUGAGCCCUGCCUAAAACAUUAGAUCUCCUGUGAAGGAGGAAAUGUGUAGGAAGUUGUGUCGCCUUUAGCUAAUUAAAUGUCUGCAUUUGGGAAGCGAGACCUUACAAGUCGUCACUGCUAAACCAGUAAAGGUGGAUUUAUCGGUAACCUCAGGAUGGUAUACUAUCUAUAUAUAUAUAGAUUUAUAUAGUCACUUUUAUUUCAAGUAUCUCUUUACAAGGAAAUGUUCAACAAACCAAACCGUUUUAACCGAAAUGCUGCCACUGUCAGAGAUAUCUGCUGAUAUUACUGUUGCUAUCUUAGCAAAGGCACAGACACUAUUUUAUCUACGAAUUUGAUGGACAAUAAACCAAAUGCCAAAAA
Molecule: messenger RNA, 6639 nt
Organism: Cyprinodon tularosa
Lineage: Eukaryota; Metazoa; Chordata; Actinopteri; Cyprinodontiformes; Cyprinodontidae
Gene: rnf217
Product: ring finger protein 217
Exons: 7
Coding region: 98-1840 (580 amino acids)
Biological process (GO): positive regulation of proteasomal ubiquitin-dependent protein catabolic process; protein polyubiquitination; ubiquitin-dependent protein catabolic process
Cellular component (GO): cytoplasm; ubiquitin ligase complex
Molecular function (GO): ubiquitin protein ligase activity; zinc ion binding; ubiquitin conjugating enzyme binding
Source: RefSeq, a predicted model, not a curated record